AUGAAGCUGCUCGUCGUGGGCCUGCGGGGCACGGGCGUCGAGAUCGCCAAGAACUGCCUCCUCCAGGGCGUGAGCAGCCUCACGCUGUACGACCCGAAGCCCGUGGCCAUCGCGGACACGGGCGCGAACUUCUUCCUCGGCGCGGACGACGUCGGGUCGGCCCGCGACGCCGUCUGCCGGCCGCGGCUCCAGGAGCUGAACCCGGAAGCCGCCGUCGUCGUCGCCGACGAGCUCAACGAGGCAUUGGUCGGGGCCAUGACCUGCGUCGUCUUCACGGACGGCGUCAACCGCGACGAGCUCGUGCGCUGGAACGAGUUCUGCCGCGGCCGCGAGAAGACCGUCGUCGACGAGCGCGGCGUGCCGACGACGGUCCCCGCGCCCGUGAGCUUCGUCUGGGCCUUCGUCGGCGGCCUGGCCAUGUCCGUCUUCGUCGACCACGGCGACGAGUUCCUCUGCCGCGACGCCGACGGCGAGCGGCCCAUCCGGGGCCUCGUCCGCUUCAUCGUGCCCGACGGCGUCCCCGCGACGUCGCCGCCCGAGCACUCGCUCUACGAGUUCAGCGAGGUCGUCGGCUGUUCCGCGCUCGACGAGGCCAGCGCGGCGACGCUCGGCGGAAACUCGCUCAACGGCUGCCCGCCCUUCCCCUGGACGAGCCAGGCGGGCGACCCGGCGAACUCGUUCCGCAUCGGCGACACGCGGUCGUUGGCGCCCUACGAGUCCGGCGGCCUCAUCACGGAGCGCAAGAACCCCAAAUUAUUGCGCUUCAAGUCCCUGGGGUCGCGCCUCCUCGCGCCCGGGUCGUCGUUCGCGCCCGACGGCCUCGUCAUGACCGACUACACGUUCUCCAACCACGAGCUCCAGCUCCACGCGGCGCUCGUCGGAUUGAUGGAGUUCGAGGCCACGGAGAAGCGCUUCCCGAAGCCCAACGACGAGGCCGACGCCGACGCCGUGCUCGCCAACGCCAAGGCCUACGCGGAGGCGUGCCGCGUCGCGAACCGCGCGACGGCGAACGGCUGCGGCGCCGCGGACGUCGACGUCGACGCCGACUUCUGCCGCGCCUUCGCGCGCCACUGCGCCGUGGAGCUCCAGCCCAUGGCCUGCUUCGCCGGCGGCGUCGUCGCCCAGGAGGUCGUCAAGUGCGCGGGCAAGUACGCGCCCAUCGACGGCUUCCUCCACUUCAACUCCAUGGAGACGCUGCCGUCGCCGCCGCCGCCGCUCGCGGACCGCGCGCCCCAGGGCUGCCGCUACGACGACCUCAUCGCCGUCUUCGGCGCGUCCUUCGUCCAGAAGCUCGGGAACCUGAACUACUUCCUCGUCGGGAGCGGCGCUCUGGGCUGCGAGUUCGUCAAGAACUUUGGGCUCAACGGCGUCUGCUGCGGCCCCGAGGGCCAGCUCGUCAUCGCCGACGCGGACCGCAUCGAGCUGUCGAACCUGACGCGCCAGUUCCUCUUCCGCGAGCACAACGUCGGCCACUCCAAGGCCGCGGCGGCGUCGAAGAUGGCGACGGACCCGGGCCCGCGGACGUGCGCGAACGCGAUGAACGCGGACCUCAAGGUGCGCACGGUCGAGGCCUACGUCGGCGUCAAAACGGAGACGACCUUCUUCGACGACGCCUUCUGGGAGGGUCUGGACGGCGUCUGCAACGCCUUGGACAACAUGGAGGCGCGGUUCUACGUCGACGCGACGUGCGUCAAGUUCGAGAAGUCGCUGCUCGAGUCGGGCACCAUGGGCACGAGCGGCAACGUCGACCCCGUCGUGCCCCACAAGACCAAGACCUACCGCGAGGGCGGCAACGCCGCCGAGGGCGGGGGGGUGCCCAUGUGCACGCUGCGCAACUUCCCGCACCUCAUCGAGCACUGCAUCGAGUGGGCCCGCGACAAGUUCGCGGAGCUCUUCGAGAAGCCCGCGCGGCGCCUGCGCAAGUUCGCCCAGGACCCGCAGGCCGCCGUGGAGGACCUGCGCAAGAAGCUCGAGAGCGGCGACGCGGCCGCGGCGGACGGCGCCGCGGCCGACGCCGAGGCGCUCCUCGCGUCGCUGCGCCUCGCGCUAACGCCCCUGGCGAACCGGCGCGCGGCCUGCGCCCAGCGCGCCUUCGACGCCUUCCACGCGCUCUUCCGCGACAUGAUCCUCGACCUGACGACGGCGUACCCGGCGGACGCGCGCGUCAAGGGCGCGGACGGCGCCGACAAGGGCCCCUUCUGGAGCGGCCACAAGAAGUUCCCGAGCCCGGCGACCUACGGCGCCGGCAACGGCGACGACUGGAAGUUUCUCGUGUCCGCGACGCACCUCCUCGCGCAGUCCGUCGGCGCGCAGCCGCGCAAGGCCGAGGACGACGACGACUACGCGUCGGGCGAGCGGUCCGCGGACUGGGCCGCGCGCCUCGCCGCGUCCCUCGCGACGCCGGCCUACGUCUCCAAAAAGGUCGACACGACGGGCAUGGAGCAGGGCGCGCCCAAGCCCGAGGAGGCGGCCAUGGCCGGCGACGACGACGCCCGCGCGCGGGGCUUGGCGGCCGUCGCGGAGCUCGCGCGCGCGGACGCGAGCGCGCUCGUCGACGUGGAGCCCGCGGACUUCGAGAAGGACGACGACUACAACUUCCACGUCGAGUUCGUCACGGCCUGCGCGAACUGCCGCGCGGCCAACUACUCCAUCCCCCCCACGGACUUCGACAAGGCCAAGCUCACGGCGGGCCGCAUCAUCCCCGCCAUCGCGACGACGACGGCGGCGGUGACGGGCCUCGUCAUGCUCGAGCUCUUCAAGAUCGUG
Aureococcus anophagefferens is the source of this 2766-nucleotide messenger RNA. RefSeq lists its product as hypothetical. The annotation marks the transcript as partial. Gene Ontology annotation, molecular function: SUMO activating enzyme activity. Gene Ontology annotation, biological process: protein sumoylation. The record is from RefSeq and is a predicted model, not a curated record. The transcript is spliced from 3 exons. NCBI's taxonomy places the organism in Eukaryota, Pelagophyceae, Pelagomonadales, Pelagomonadaceae. Gene Ontology annotation, cellular component: SUMO activating enzyme complex; cytoplasm.